Bactrocera latifrons is the source of this 3523-nucleotide messenger RNA. It is a transcript of the gene Dpp10, whose product is annotated as inactive dipeptidyl peptidase 10. Gene Ontology annotation, biological process: proteolysis. Gene Ontology annotation, molecular function: dipeptidyl-peptidase activity; serine-type peptidase activity. The transcript is spliced from 14 exons. Bases 123 to 2846 code for a protein of 907 amino acids. The record is from RefSeq and is a predicted model, not a curated record. Lineage: Eukaryota; Metazoa; Arthropoda; Insecta; Diptera; Tephritidae.
AAGCAGUGCACUUUUUGAGACUCUACUCAACACAUACUGUCGAACAAUUUGCAGUUCAAAGAGUGUGCUUCCGUAAAUUUUUAAAAAAUUGAUUUUAAGUAAACGAACAUUACGUGACAAACAUGGCGGAAGGCGAUAAUUACGAUGAUGAGUUAGUCUCCAGCAACCCAAAUCAACGCAAUUGGCGAGGCAUUUUCAUCGCCUUAUUGGUUAUAAUAAUUGUACUUGCGCUAAUUGUUACCUCAGUGGUACUUCUCACACCACCCGAUGAGGGGCCGCGCGUGAAGGGCCAGCGCAUCAAACUGCAAGACAUCGUGGAUGGACUCUUUAUGCCGCAGCGCGCCAACGGUACAUGGAUAAAUGGCGAGGAAUUUCUUUACCAAGAUCACUGGGGAAGAAUCGUGUUGUUAAAUGCAACUAUUCUAAAUGAGCGAGUGCUCAUGUCAAAUGUGACAUAUAAAACACUUGCACCAUAUACAUUUUCUAUAUCAGCGGAUAAGCGCUAUAUCUUAUUGGCACAGAAUGUCGUAAAACUUUUUCGGCAUUCAUUUUUGGCACAAUACACGCUCUUCGAUAUACAAACCAGUGAAAGCAUCAAGUUGAAAAUCGAUUCACAUAGCGACGAGUGGCCCUAUCUACACUAUGCCCGCUUCGUAACCACUCAAGCGGCUAACAGAGACAAUGCAAGCACCACCAGCACCACAACCGGUGGCAAUGCGCUAGUGAUGGUCUACAACUAUGACAUCUACUACUGCCAAGGACCACGCUCCACCAAUCAUGUGUACCGCAUAACGCGCGACGCAGUGCCUGGUAUCGUCUACAACGGCAUACCAGAUUGGCUUUAUGAAGAGGAAAUCCUGCACUCGAAUAAUGCAAUUUGGCUUUCGGAGAAUGGACACUUAAUGCUUUAUGGCGCUUUCAAUGACUCGCUGGUGCAAGAACAACAUUUCGCUUGGUAUGGCACAACAAGUGGUGGCAAUCCGAAUGCGUAUCUUUAUCCGGAAAUCAGAUCAUUAAGAUAUCCUAAACCAGGCACACAAAAUCCCAUUGCCAAGCUACGCGUGGCCGAUAUACAAAAUCCGGAAGAUAUUAAAAUAAGAGAUCUACAACCGCCACAAGUACUGCAAAAUGAAGAUCACUACUUUAGCAGCGCCAGUUGGGUUAGUGAAACGGAAAUCUGUGUGGUUUGGCUGAAUCGUCCACAGAAUAUUUCGGUGGUCAGCAUCUGUAAGAGUCCAUUGUUUAUAUGCGUUGAGACACAUCGUGUGAGCGGCGACGGACGCGGUUGGGUGGACACAGUAUCGGUGCCAUUGUUUGCAGCGAAUGCAACUUCCUAUGUUGCCAUAUCGCCAUUGCGUGACGGCGCUUCCGGUUACUUCCGGCAUAUUGUGCAUGUUCAUGUUGCCAAAAAGCGCGUACUACCACUAACACACGGACAGUACGAGGUCAAUGAGUUGCUACAUUGGGAUCAGCUGAAUAAUUGGAUCUACUUUUUGGGCACACCGGAACGCUUGCCGGGACAACAGCACCUGUAUCGCGUGUCCGCUUUGCCACCGCGACACGGUUCGGCACACCAACUGCCCGACUGUUUAACGUGUCCGACCCCAUUGCGCAACAGCUAUCAGGGCGCUGAAGGUCAUACCAAAUCACCACCGAAACUGGUGACCGCUUGGGAUGACGACUGGGAGGACUCGGAAGAGCGUCAAACUUUACCACCACCUACGUUGACGCCGGAACACAAGCAUCCGACGGCAUCACACGGCCAYUCGGAGCACAAUGAAUGUCUCUAUCACACAGCCAAAUUUCCGUUGGCGCUGCAGGCGCGUUAUGUGCUCAUCGAAUGUUUGGGUCCAGUGGUGCCGACCACCAGUGUUUACGCGCUCACGGGCUUCUACACUGGCGAGUAUGGUAAGAAGUUGUUACCGAAGAAAAGUGAAGCUUUGGAACUGCUUGUGACUGUGCAGAAUAAUACGCGUUUGAAGGAGAAGAUGUUGCGUACCGCGCUGCCACAGAUAAAAACUUUCCCGGUCAUGAUAUCGGGCGGUUAUCAUGCGCAGGUUCGUCUGUAUUUGCCGCCGGUGCUACGUGAGGAUGAGAUUACACGUUACCCGACGAUACUGCACGUGUACUCAGGGCCAGGUACACAACUAGUGACGGAGAAGUGGCACAUCGAUUGGAAUACUUAUUUGUCUGGGACGAAGGAUUAUAUAGUCAUUGAGAUCGAUGGACGUGGUUCAGCCGGACAGGGUUAUCAGCUGUUACAUGAGAUCUACAAGCGUCUCGGUUCGGUUGAAGUGUCCGACCAGCUGGAAGUGAGUGAAUAUUUGCGUGACAAUUUGCAUUUUAUUGACGGUCGACGUAUGGGUGUGUGGGGCUGGAGUUAUGGCGGUUAUACGGCCGCAUUGGCAUUGGCGGGCACACAGUCAAUCUUUCAAUGCGGCAUCAGUGUGUCGCCGGUGACGAAUUGGAAGCUUUACGACUCUACAUACGCUGAGCGCUAUCUUAGCUUCCCGAACGUAACCGAUAACUACAAAGGCUACGAGGAGGGUGAUCUCUCCAAGUACGUGGAUAAUUUACGCGAUCGUCAAUUCCUUUUGGUGCACGGCACCGCCGAUGAUAAUGUACAUGUGCAGCAAUCGAUGGUAUUAGCGCGUGCGCUCACCAAUAAAGGCGUACUGUACAAACAGCAAAUUUACCCCGAUGAGGGGCACACACUGUCGGGCGUGAAACGGCAUCUUUACCGCUCAAUGACGAGUUUCUUCGAGGACUGUUUUAAGAAGCUGGUGCCGCCCGAAUCGAAAGCUGGACUUGGAAAUGGCGGUGGUAGUGAUAUGCAACAGCAAUAAAGUUACGAAAAUGCUUUAAUAUUGAUUAAUUUCCUUUGAAUAACUGGGAGAGUGGAAAUCACUCAAACGCCUGAAAGUAGGCUCAAGCAGUUUUGAUUACUUACUAUGAUUUGCUUUGAAUAAUUUUGAAGUUAUGCAACAGUAUUUCGGGCAUCGCAAAAUCAAAAUUACAUACAAUAAAACAAACAAGUCGAAAAUUACAAAUUUUUAUGGUUGUGAAAUAAAUACAAAAGCAACAACAGCACGAGCGCCAAAAAGUAGACAAAGCGAAACAAAACCAAAGAUUAAUUAAAAUAAUUUUUGAAUAUAUUUCAUGACUUAACAAAUUUAGGCAUUAUUUUGAAAAACAAAAACUAAGAUUAUUAAACGGAGUUUGAAAAAAGCUCUUUAAGGCACUAACCAAAUGGAAAACGCCUAAAAGCAUACUAAUUUUUUAUUUCUUUAUUGUAGAAAACCAAAAAGUUUUGAAAGGACCAGUAGUUAUUAUUUUGAGUUCAUAAAAUUUUUUCCUUGCAAGAGAGUGUGAAUUAUUAGAAACUUAUUUUUACUUUACGAAACAUUUAAAUUUUUAAUAGAAACCAAUACCUACACGAAACUAACUAGUAUUUUAAGCGUUGACUUAAGUAUUGUGUAAAUUUUAAAAAUUGAGCAAAUAGCAUAAAAAGUACAUUUCUAAA